Messenger RNA from Lutzomyia longipalpis, 4708 nucleotides. RefSeq names its product transient-receptor-potential-like protein (gene trpl). The record is from RefSeq and is a predicted model, not a curated record. Gene Ontology annotation, biological process: manganese ion transport; regulation of cytosolic calcium ion concentration; calcium ion transmembrane transport. The transcript has 8 exons. NCBI's taxonomy places the organism in Eukaryota, Metazoa, Arthropoda, Insecta, Diptera, Psychodidae. Gene Ontology annotation, molecular function: store-operated calcium channel activity; protein binding; inositol 1,4,5 trisphosphate binding. Gene Ontology annotation, cellular component: membrane; cation channel complex. Bases 541 to 4206 code for a protein of 1221 amino acids.
GGCUUUUUGACGCCAAAAAUUCGCGGAUAAAAUUUUUUUUUAUUAAAGUGCUUUUAUUGGUCAAUUAAUUUUUUUCUGUGUGAUUUAUUUAUGAAUAAUAUCUGUUUUUUUGCUCAUUGCUGUGUCACAAUAAAAAUAUUCGAGCAAUAAUCAAACUGCAUACAAUCGUUUUGUGCAAAUAAUGGAUUUAAUAAUAAUUUGGACUUUUAUUGAAAUAUCCUUCUGUGAAUGAAUUUAAUAAGCUACUUCCUUGACUUUUGCUUGGGUGCGCCGAACAAAAAAGUGGACCUUUUGCCCUAAGGGUUGCGGAUGUUCUUUUACACAAAUAUUUGUGUUUGUUGAAGAAAAAUCUUUGCGGAUAAGAAGGGAUUUUCUCAAGUGAUUUUUAGUAUCUUUUGUGUGUUUUUUUUUUUCUUUUUAAUUCUUCAACACCUCCACAGGAGGGAUAAAAGGGUUAAAGGGGCAUAGAGAGGUAUAUCAGGAAUGAGAGAGGGUGUUAGCAUUUGAAGUGCAAGAAAAAGAGUUCCAAACGGCAGGAAAAUGGGAAAUGAUAGAAAAGAUUCGGAUUCGGUGAGUGUUGAUGUGGAAGUACCACCAUCACCGGUACCCGGAAUUGGCAAUCUCAGUGAAUUUGCUUUGGCGCUGGAUUUACCAAAACCCCUAACUAUUGAUGAGAAGAAAUUCCUUUUGGCCGUUGAAAGGGGUGAUUUAGCCAAUGUCCGGAGGAUGCUCCAGAAAGCAGCACGGAAGCACCACUUCAACAUCAAUUGUAUGGAUUCCCUCGGGAGGGGAGCACUCACCCUCGCCAUUGAUGGGGAAAAUCUCGAGAUGGUUGAACUCCUUGUGAUUAUGGGCGUUGAAACACGAGAUGCCCUCCUUCAGGCCAUCAAUGCGGAAUUCGUGGAGGCUGUGGAGCUCCUACUGGAGCACGAGGAACUCAUCCACAAAGAGGGUGAACUCUACAGCUGGCAGAAAGUUGACAUCAACACUGCAAUGUUCACCCCAGACAUCACCCCCCUGACUCUAGCUGCCCAUCGCAAUAAUUACGAAAUCCUAAAAAUCCUCCUAGAUCGGGGGGCCACAAUACCCACACCGCAUGAUGUAAAAUGUGGUUGUGAGGAGUGUAUUAGGCAAUCGUCCGAGGACUCCCUCAGAUACUCCCUGUCUCGUGUCAAUGAAUACCGCGCCUUGUCUAGUCCAUCACUGAUGGCACUCAGCUCUCCGGAUCCCCUCUUGACAGCCUUCAAGCUAUCAUGGGAGCUCCGAAAUCUCGCUCUUGCCGAACAGGAAUGUAAAUCAGACUACGUAGAGCUACGGCGGCAGUGUCAGCAAUUUGCUGUGGAUCUCCUGGAUCAGUCACGAAGUAGCCAGGAGUUGGCAAUUAUUCUCAAUCAUGAUCCCGAAUCACCGCCGUACAUGGAUGGGGAUACAAUGAAAUUGGCACGCCUGGAGCUUGCUAUUGAUUACAAGCAGAAGAAAUUUGUGGCGCAUCCAAACAUCCAGCAACUACUGGCUGCACUCUGGUACGAGGGUGUACCUGGGUUUCGGCGUAAAUCUGCAAUGCAGAAGAUGAUGAUAUGUGUGCGCGUGGCAGUGCUUUUCCCAUUUUACUGCACUCUAUACAUGGUGGCACCCACCUGCUCAACGGCAGAACUUAUGAGGAAGCCCUUCAUGAAGUUCCUCAUCCAUGCAUCGUCAUACCUCUUCUUUCUCUUUUUACUGAUUCUCGUAUCGCAACGAGCGGAAGUUCAGGUGAUUCUUCUCUUUGGAACUGAAAGUAUGCGCCAAGCUCUCGAGGAGGAGCUAAUGCGACAACGUGGCAAUGGACCAACGUACCUUGAACUUCUCGUUGUUGUCUAUGUGCUGGGAUUCAUUUGGGAGGAGACACAGGAAAUCUUUGCUGAGGGUAUUCAGAGCUACCUGCGGAAUAUGUGGAAUUUUAUUGACUUCAUGCGGAACUUCCUGUAUUGUCUCGUCGCAUGCCUCAGGGUAUUUGCAUACAUUCAGCAAUAUAGUGAGAUUAGUCGUGAUCCCAGUACGGCCUACAUUGCGCGUGAGCAUUGGGAUGAUUUUGAUCCUCAACUCAUUGCUGAAGGGCUCUUUGCGGCUGCAAAUAUCUUCUCAGCCCUGAAGCUUGUUCAUUUGUUCUCCAUCAAUCCACACCUGGGUCCUCUUCAAAUCUCUCUGGGCAGAAUGGUUAUUGAUAUUGUUAAGUUCUUCUUCAUCUACUCCCUCGUUCUCUUUGCCUUUGCAUGCGGUCUCAAUCAGUUACUGUGGUACUUUGCGGAUCUCGAAAAGAAGAAGUGCUACUCCCUUCCUGGAGGAUUACCGGACUGGAAUGCCCAUUCUGACGCAUGCAUGCGAUGGCGGAGAUUUGGAAACCUCUUUGAGUCAUCGCAGUCACUCUUCUGGGCUAGUUUUGGAAUGGUGGACCUUGAGACGUUCGAAUUGACGGGCAUUAAAUCCUACACGCGCUUCUGGGGGCUCCUUAUGUUCGGUUCGUACAGUGUUAUCAAUGUGAUUGUCCUCUUGAAUCUCCUUAUUGCCAUGAUGUCCAAUUCAUAUGCCAUGAUUGAUGAGCAUUCGGACACAGAAUGGAAAUUUGCACGGACAAAGCUAUGGAUGAGUUAUUUUGAGGAUAGCUCAACACUCCCGCCACCAUUUAAUAUUUUCCCCACAACGAAGCUUCUUAUGCGACUCCUUGGGUGCUCGAAGAAGAAGAAGAAGCCCAUUGAGAGGAAGUCCACGAUACGAAGGAAGGAAGAAAAGGAGCGUGAGCAUAGGUAUACCACUGUUAUCAGGGCUCUUGUGUGGAGAUAUGUAUCAGCCAUGCACAGGAAAUGUGAGGAGGACAUGGUGACUGAGGAUGAUAUCAAUGAGGUGAAAAUGGAAAUUUCAGCAAUGCGAUACGAGUUAAUUGAGGUUUUAGGUCGAAAUGGGAUGGAUGUUUCAAUUGUUGAGCGCAAGGAGAAGACAGUCCUGGCGAAGAGGAUGAAGGUGUGGGAACGACGUCUCAUGAAGGACUUCCAGGUAGCCCCUGUGGGGCCUGAGGCUGAAGAUGAAAUCCCCGAACCUGUGGUGGAGACAGGACUUGCAAAGUUCCGUCGUGUAGCUCAGCAAGUGGCCCAUGCUUCCACAGCCCACAAAUGGGGUCAAGUUAUUCACGAAGUUGGCAUUCAGAGUAAUUCACAAAUUGGCCGUUGCCGGAAACGCGAGAGUUUUAAGAAUCAACAGAAUCUCUUGCGUGCCAUGGAGGAGGCUAGAAAGCUCGUGGAACGGAGCCCCCAUCAUCGCAGUGGGAGUGUUUCUCCAAUUGAACUUGUUGAUCCCACAGCGAAUUCCCUGAUGGAACUUCUUAAGAAUAUCAAAGAGGAGAUUGAUGACACAUCCCCAAUGAAUACUUUGACUCCAGCAGCAUUGAGUCGUGCUAUGUCUCCGGCUCAGCUCCUCCCGGGAACAUCUAAGGGAGGCAAAUUACCGAAAUCUUCCCCGCAAAUUCCUGCGGCGAAAACACCAAAGGAAGUGCCAAAACAACCACCAACCAAAAGUUCAACUGAAGUAACAUCACCACCUUCAAAAUCAACCUCAACGCCUCGAUCUGUGGCAUCUCCACCGCCCAGUGUAGCAUCUCCUCCUUCUGUAGCAUCUCCACCGCCUAGUGUAACGUCGCCUCCUUCAGUGAGCUCACCCCCGACAACAUCACCACCUCCUGAGAUCCUCAUCACAUGCCCGGAGAAUCGUGUGAGAUCACCCGAAGAGACACUUACUGAUGAAUCUUCCAAUCCUUAUAAGGUAAUUAAGCGAAAGGCUCCAACAGCUGGGGAUAUUGCUGUCUCUCGGCCACUUGCUGCUAAACCAACACCUGGACAGGGAAUGAUUCCACCGCCACCGUCAAAAAUUGAACCUGUACCACCAAGAGGAGGCACCCCACCUAAACAAGUAUCUCCCAGCAAACAACCACCCCCUGUGAUUCAGGAACCGAGUUCAACUGCCCGGAGAAGCAGUGUUCCUACAAUUCCCAAAGAAAUACCAAAUCUCGGAUCUUUGCCUGUAGAUCCUGGUAUUUCCGGAAGUAGGGAGAAAUUAGUUCCGGAAAAGUGUCAUGGAGAACCCUCAAAGGAUGCCAAUAAAGCCGCAUCAUCGCCUCCACCAAGCAUACGAUCAGUGAAGCCUACCAGAAAGCAACCUAAGGAUGGAUGGCUCUAAUUGAAUUUUCCUUUCGAGAUUUUCUAAGGUUAAUCAAUCUGGGAAAAUUUUUUAACAAUUUAGUUUUAAAUCUGCAUUGUCUGCUCGUAUCCAAAUCUUACGUUAAAAGACAGAAAUAUGGUUCAUGUUUAUAAUAUUUAUUUGGACCAUGCAGGUCAAUCUAUUCCCUCCUAAAUCAAGUCAAGUCUUCCAGGUAGGGGAGACCGGGGUAAAAAAAGUCAUUUUCGAAUUUUCAAAUGCCAAUUUCUCCGAAGUUAUUAAUCGGAAAAAUCGGAAAAAAUUCUGGUGGAAAGCCCUACCAACCUAUAAUUUUUGACAGUAAUUUGGAGGUUAUGCGAUCAGUACUUUAGGAGUUAGAAAAGAAAAUAAAUUUUUGGUCCAUUUCCCAAACUUUUGCGUAUUGGGAAAAACGCGUUUUUCGAUACUUUUCCCUUAGUAGUUUUCCAAUCUGAUAAUUUUUCUCACUACCUGGGUUAGUGCAGAAAACGUUGCCAAGGUGUAU